Messenger RNA from Amoebophrya sp. A25, 729 nucleotides. The record is from the annotation of a GenBank genome assembly. NCBI's taxonomy places the organism in Eukaryota, Dinophyceae, Syndiniales, Amoebophryaceae.
AAAGAAAUGACCCGUCUGCAGGAAGCGGUGGAGCAGAAGCUUCAACGGGCAAAUCAGGCUGCCGAAGCGCAAGAGCAACGUGCGAAGGAACUCGAAAAACAGAUGGCUGCUGCUCGCAACGCCGCUGAGGAGCACGAGAAGAAGUUGGUUGCGGAACUGCACGAGCAGCACCGCAAAGCCGAGGCCGAACACGAACAUGCGAUGCUGAUGGAGCAGGCGGAGCAUUUGCAGCAAAAGCAUGACAUGGAGCUGGCGCGACAGAAGGAGGCCCUCGACCACGAGAUGGAACGGCAGAGACAAGCGUUGCAGGAUAGGCUCGAGGCGGAGCAUGAGGCGAUGUCCCGCGACCACGAGGCUGAGGAAAAGCAGAUCGCUGUCGCUGAAAAGGCAGCUCUAGCUCAGGAGCACCACGCACGGGAGCUCGAAGCCUAUCUAGAGGAACAAAAGGAGGAGCACGAUCGCGAGACUGCGCGACUGGCAGAAGAGCACGCGAUCAUGAUGAAGCUGCAGGAGGAACGCGCGCUACAGGUGGAGCGUGAGCUCGAAAACACUUUGGAGGAAGAGCGCGAACAGCGCAAGAAAGACUUAGAGCAUGAGCUUUCCACUCAAAAGGCGGAGCUCGAUGAGCAAUUGCGCCAACAGCAGCUGCAAGCGGAGGCCCGGCUGAAGGCAGCGGAGGAGGCGCGAAAGCGCGAGCACGAGGAAGAUUUGAAGCAGCGCGAAAACGAG